Messenger RNA from Westerdykella ornata, 1119 nucleotides. RefSeq lists its product as uncharacterized. Gene Ontology annotation, molecular function: ribonuclease P activity; ribonuclease MRP activity. Gene Ontology annotation, biological process: tRNA 3'-end processing; endonucleolytic cleavage in ITS1 to separate SSU-rRNA from 5.8S rRNA and LSU-rRNA from tricistronic rRNA transcript (SSU-rRNA, 5.8S rRNA, LSU-rRNA); tRNA 5'-leader removal. The record is from RefSeq and is a predicted model, not a curated record. Gene Ontology annotation, cellular component: multimeric ribonuclease P complex; ribonuclease MRP complex. The transcript is spliced from 3 exons. Lineage: Eukaryota; Fungi; Ascomycota; Dothideomycetes; Pleosporales; Sporormiaceae. The coding region runs from base 1 to 1119 and encodes 372 amino acids.
AUGCUCGAAAUCUACAAAGAAGCCGACGGCGUCUCGCCCAAGAUCCACUUCACGCAUUCCCUCCUCCCAAGCUACAUCGAUCCGCAAAAUGUCUCGACGAAGAAAAGGCCCUUCUCUGCCUUCAACGCACAGCACUUCUCACAUACGCUCGAUCUCGUCCUCCCCGAAGAACUCUACGCUCUCGUCCGCGCACGCCUCGAAUCCGACGAUUUCGGCGCCGCGCAGUAUGCGCGCGUCUACAUGAAGCUGGCGGAUUUGCUGGAACGGGAUUUUCUCGAUACGUAUGUCAAGAGGGGAAAUGUGAUGAUGCGGUCCGAGGGGCGGGCGCACGUCGAUAACAUUUUCAGUUUGUAUGAUGGGGUGUUGAGGUUGGAGUUGGAUAGGCCGACGUACGAGAGGUGUGGGUUAGAGGGACGGGCGGUGGAGGAUGGGGGCAGGAAGCAUCAGCAGGGACGGUGGGUUGUGGAAUUCGACCUCCGCGCCCCGCACAUGCACCACGGCAAAAAGCUCUUCGGGCGUCUCGAAUGGGCGGCCAAGAACGUGCUCAAUACCAACCUGACCUGGCUCUUCUACAACUUCAACCCGGGGUCGAGGGAAGCGCUACGACAAGGCAAAGAACCGCUUUGUAUCCACCAACCGUCCAUCAUGAACAUGCGUCCCUCGGCCGUCCGGAUCAAAGGCGUGUCCACGCCUAUCCUUCGAGCGGGGAGGUUGGAUAGUGUCUACGAGGAGGAAGAAUCGCUAGCCCUGCUCGAAUGGCUCCAUCUCAUCUUCCUCGAAUCACCCCGCGUGCGCGCAGAGGACCACAUUGAUCCUUUCCUCUCGCGGUACGAGGUCCCGGAUCUGGGCUUCGGCGUGGAGACGAGGAAGAUGGUGCGGGUGCGGUGGAGGGGGUUCAUUGCGCCGCAGUUCGUCAGGGAGGUGUUUCUGGCGGUGAGGAAGGAGGCGCUGAAGAUUGAGAAGGAGGACCAUGAUGGGGAGGGGGGAACCAGGAAUGAGGAGGAAGGGAGGUGGAUUGCGGUGACGGGGGAGGGGUUUGGGGGGGAUUGGUAUACGAUGGUGCAGGUGGCGGGGAGGGAGACGUUGGGGUGGGAGAGCGUGGGCGGGCUUGGGGGUUGA